Molecule: messenger RNA, 1829 nt
Organism: Rhagoletis zephyria (snowberry fruit fly)
Lineage: Eukaryota; Metazoa; Arthropoda; Insecta; Diptera; Tephritidae
Product: segmentation protein cap'n'collar-like
Biological process (GO): regulation of transcription by RNA polymerase II
Cellular component (GO): nucleus
Molecular function (GO): DNA-binding transcription factor activity, RNA polymerase II-specific; RNA polymerase II cis-regulatory region sequence-specific DNA binding
Source: RefSeq, a predicted model, not a curated record
GUUUCUGUCGCAUGGUCGACGUGAACAACAGUACUAGUAACAAUUCUUCAGUGCUCGGCAGUGGGCUGACAAGCGGGCAUGCAAGCGCAGGUGGCAGUAGUGCCACAGGUUCCACAUCAAACGGUCUAGCAAUGAGUGCUGCUGGCGCUGCAAACACUGCUCUCUCUGGCGGUAUGACUACAGAUCUUUUGAAUUCGGGUGCUGGCACGACUGCCGGUGGUGAUCGUUUGGACGCGUCCAGUGACAGUGCUGUGAGUUCAAUGGGUUCGGAACGUGUGCCAUCACUUUCGGAUGGUGAGUGGGGCGAGGGCAGCGACUCGGCACAGGACUAUCACCAAGGCAAAUACGGUGGGCCGUACGACUAUAGCUACAAUAAUAAUAACCGUCUAAACGAUGGCUCGCGUCAACCGCCCGUUGCCCAGAAGAAACAUCAAAUGUUCGGCAAACGCUUUCUUAACGAACAGCCUGGUUUGUUGGGUGCUGCGGGUGCAACCGCUGGCAACAAUAACAACGCCGGUGUGGCGCCACCCUCAAGCGCAAAUUCUCUAUUAAAUGUUGGUCCUGCACCUUCUAUAAAGUAUGAGUACGAACCGUAUCCAACAGUGCCGGUACUCCAGCCAGGCGGCACCAUCGAAGGCGCACUGCGAGCCGACGGCGCUUUAGGGCCGUCGCUUAGCAGCAAAGAGCAACAAGCUUACGAAUUGAAAUAUGGUCCAGUUGCUGCUGACGCAAUUGGUGACUACACGCUCGAUUUCGCACAGCGGCCACCGCGCACACCGCACGAAGUAGUGCAGCAUAAUCACACUUACACCCUGCCGCAGGGCACCGGCUCUCUGCCUCGUCCACAAGCGCGCGACAAGAAGCUAUCAACGUCAUCGUCUAAGUCCUCCAAGUCGCUUAAUGCGGAGGACGAACAUUUGACACGCGACGAAAAGCGUGCACGCGCUAUGAAUAUACCCAUAGCGGUGAGCGACAUCAUAAACCUGCCAAUGGACGAAUUCAAUGAACGGCUCUCUAAGUAUGACUUAACUGAAAAUCAACUUUCACUAAUACGCGACAUCCGGCGUCGUGGCAAAAAUAAGGUUGCUGCACAGAAUUGCCGCAAGCGCAAACUCGAUCAAAUUCUAUCGCUGGAGGAUGAAGUGAAGGAGGUGCGCAGGCGCAAGGAGCAGCUGUAUUCGGAUCGUGACAGUCUGGCUUUGGAGCGCAAGCGCAUAUCGAAUAAGUUCGCAGCGCUUCAUAGGCACAUAUUCCAAUACUUGCGCGAUCCCGAAGGCAAUCCCUGCUCGACGUCCGAAUACACACUGCAGCAGGCUGCCGACGGCUCCAUAUACUUGCUGCGCAAGUCUGACGCCACAAAUAGCGGUGGCAAUGCCAGCAAUAGCAGCAGCACAAGUAGCAGCAGCAGCAGCAGUAGCAGUAGUGGCGUGAGCGGGCUCUUGAAUCACAAUGGCAUGCCACCGCAGCAACAGCACCAGCAUUCAAUGCUAAGCUCUGCGACGCAUUUACAACAACAACAGCAGUCGCAAUCGCUGCAUCAUCAUCAUCAUCAUCAAGCGCAGUCGCAACAACAACAGUUGGCACACAUGCAUACGCAGCAAGCGCAACAGUCGCAACAGCAACAGCAACAGCAGCAGCAACGACAACACUCGACGCAUGCGCAUGCGCAUCAUCAUCAAACGCAUCAGAAAGAUUGAAAAUUGUUGUUGCAGCACUAUGCGAGUUGGUUUAAAAUGCAACAACAGCAGCAGCAGCAGCAACAACAGCACCAUCACUAUCAACGUCACUACCGCUAUCAUCUUUACACUCAGCAACAGCAACAGCAACAA